CUCGCCGCGCGCUCGGUCGCCUUCGCACGAGAGCGGGCCGCAGUUUCGAGUAUAAAAACGCGACGAACCGUUAGAAGGGUUCCACACACCUUGUUUUCUCUGUUCAGCGCUCUUAGCAGGAACUAACAGCUCCAUCACCAUGAACGCCCUUCUCGCCGUUCUCCUCGGAGUCAUCUCCGCCGCCUCCGCCGGCUUCGUCGGCGGCUACAGCGGCUACGGCGCUGGCCUCGGCUACGGCGCUGGCCUCGGCUACGGCCACGGCCUCGGCUACGGCCACGGCGUCGCCGUUGCCGCUCCGGCCGUUGCCAAGAGAGCGUCCUUCUCCUACGGCCACAGCGCUGGUGGAGCUGCCAUCCUGGUCGGCGGACAUGGUCACGGCUACGGCGGCUACGGUGGCUACGGAGGCUACGGAGUCGCUGCCGCUCCCGCCGUCGCCGUCGCUGCUCCAGUUGCCGUCGCCCGCCCCGUAGCUGUGGCCCGCCCCGUGUUUGUCGCCCGCCCCGUGGCGGUCGCUGCCCCAGUGGCCGUUGCUGCCCCAGUGGCCGUCGCUGCCGCCCCCGCCGUUGCCUUCGGUGGAUACGGUCUUGGCCACGGAUACGGUUUUGGUGGACUCGGUGCCUUCGGCGGCUACGGCGGCUACGGCUACGGACACAAGGGCUGAGCACGGACAUGAGAGUUCGCUGGAUGCCCUCACCUCAUCGGCACAUCAACGCGCUGGACUUACGCUAGUUGACUGGGCCAUAGAAAAUUUUUAAAU
Messenger RNA from Dermacentor silvarum, 757 nucleotides. RefSeq names its product cuticle protein 65-like. NCBI's taxonomy places the organism in Eukaryota, Metazoa, Arthropoda, Arachnida, Ixodida, Ixodidae. The transcript has 3 exons. The record is from RefSeq and is a predicted model, not a curated record. The coding region runs from base 140 to 661 and encodes 173 amino acids.